Sorex araneus (European shrew) is the source of this 1216-nucleotide messenger RNA. RefSeq names its product interferon induced transmembrane protein 10 (gene IFITM10). Gene Ontology annotation, cellular component: plasma membrane. Bases 1 to 1161 code for a protein of 386 amino acids. NCBI's taxonomy places the organism in Eukaryota, Metazoa, Chordata, Mammalia, Eulipotyphla, Soricidae. The transcript has 4 exons. The record is from RefSeq and is a predicted model, not a curated record.
AUGGGCACCCAGCCCCACCCACCCCACAGCGGCGGGGAGCGAGGGCGCUCUCGGGUCCACCCCCUGGGCGUGCGGCGGCGGCGGCGGCGGCGGCGGUGGCAGCGGCGUGAGUCAGGCCUGGCGCUAGGCGGGCAGCGCGGGCCGGGCGGGCAGCAGGACAGCGCCAGCCCCGCGCCCCGCACCGAGGCUGUGCGGCUGGACGCGGAGCGGCGGGCGCGGGGAGCGGGGCGCUGGGCGCGGGUCGGGGCGCGGGUCGGUGGGGCCGCGUGUGCGUCCGGCGCGGUCGCGGUACGUGUGCGCGGCGCGGGGUCGCGGGGCCCGGCGGGCGCUGGGGGCGGGGAGGCGGCGCGGUCGCGCUGGCCCUGGCGCGGUGUCCGCGCUGCGGGGACACGGCGGCGCCGGCGGCCGCCCCUCCCCCGAGCCACUGCGGCUCGGCGCCGCUGGCCGCCCUCUGCGCUGUGGGGCGUCGCGGGCGCGCAGGUGGCCGGGGAGGACCCGGGGGUCCCGCGGGCCCGUCGAUGGCGCGCGGGGGGCGAGGUAGGACCCGGCCGCUCCUCCCCGCAGGCCCGGGGCGCCGGCCAGUGCCCGGCCGCGCCGGGAGCCCGGAGCAGCACCACGGACGGCGCCCAGGAAGCGCGCGCGCCCCUGGACGGGGCCUUCUGGCUCCCCCGGGCCCCCGCGGGCGCGCCGCAGGGCUGCUUCGCCUGCGUGUCCAAGCCCCCCGCGCUGCAGCCCCCCGCCGCCGCCCCCGAGCCCGCCGCCUCCCCGCCCAUGGCGCCCACGCUCUUCCCCAUGGAGCCCAAGAGCAGCCGCACGGACAGCGCGCGCGCGGGGGCCCCGCCGGCCUGCAAGCACCUGGCCGAGAAGAAGACCAUGACCAACCCCACGACGGUCAUCGAGGUGUACCCCGACACCACCGAGGUCAACGACUACUACCUGUGGUCCAUCUUCAACUUCGUCUACCUCAACUUCUGCUGCCUGGGCUUCAUCGCCCUGGCCUACUCGCUCAAGGUCCGUGACAAGAAGCUCCUGAACGACCUGAACGGGGCGGUGGAGGACGCCAAGACGGCGCGGCUGUUCAACAUCACCAGCUCGGCGCUGGCGGCCUCCUGCAUCCUCAUCGUGCUCAUCCUCCUGCGGUACCCGCUGUCCGACUACUGAGCCCCGCCGCCCCCACCCGGCAGACCUGUGAUCUCAAUAAAACAUGUGCCAGCUC